Molecule: messenger RNA, 3418 nt
Organism: Oncorhynchus nerka (sockeye salmon)
Lineage: Eukaryota; Metazoa; Chordata; Actinopteri; Salmoniformes; Salmonidae
Product: proenkephalin-A-like
Exons: 3
Coding region: 127-882 (251 amino acids)
Biological process (GO): chemical synaptic transmission; sensory perception; neuropeptide signaling pathway
Cellular component (GO): neuronal cell body; dendrite; plasma membrane
Molecular function (GO): opioid receptor binding
Source: RefSeq, a predicted model, not a curated record
AAGAAGACAGGACACUAACUAGAGCUGCUGCACUGUAGACCAAAAUCACUUAAAGGACCUGCGCCCAAACUCCUCCAUAGUACUCAGGCUGUCCCUAUUGUCUCCAUAGUUAGAAUACUGAGGACCAUGAAGACCCCUCUCUGGUCCCUGCUGCUGCUGUGUCUGUGUGUCCCGGGACACUGUAGUGAAUGCCAUGGGGACUGCCUGGCCUGUGGCCGCAUCCUGCCGCAGGAGAUCAACUUCAACACACUGGUGUGUCUGGUGGAGUGUGAGGGUAACGUGUCCCCUGCCUUCACUUGGGACAUGUGCCGCAAGGCCUCAGCCUCCCCACAGUUACCCUCCCUGCCCAUAGGGGGCGCUGCCAUGCUGACCCGGGCCCAGAAGGAGGUGGAAGCCAUGCUGCCAGAGGAAGAAGAGGAACAGGGGGAAGGGGGGCUGAUGUACCCAGUAGCCCUGCAGAGGUUUGACCACGUGGUCCGUGCUCUGGGCAUAGACGAGUUGGGCAGUGAGAGCCGGCUAACCGCUGAUGUCUACAACUCCCAGCUGCCCCAGGAAAUGCAGGAAAGGGACGAGGAAGAGGGGGACGAGGACGAGGGGGAUAACGCGAUGGAGAGAGAGCAGGACGGAGCGGCGGGGAUAAGUCUGUCGAAGCGCUUCGGGGGUUUCCUGAAGGGAAGGCAUGGCUACAGGAAGUUGAUGGGCCCCGGGAGGCCCUUGCAGAAGCGCUACGGCGGGUUCAUAGGCGUCCGGAAAUCUGCCCGCAAGUGGAACAACCAGAAACGGUUCAGUGAGUUCCUGAAGCAAUACCUGGGCAUGAGCACCCGAGCUAGCAAGUCCUACAACAGCGUCUCCGCUGACAUCACCCAACAGAACAAGGUGUAGCAACGCACACGGCAACUGUAUCCCUGGCAAUGACGCACAUGUCGUAACCUAGCAACCCCCAACCCCGCCCUACAUAUUCAAAUCCGUCACCAAGGUGAUGAUUAAACUUCUGUUCUGAACACAACCCCUCAUGAAAAUCCACACUGGAGCAUUAUAGAUUCAGUCUUGUAUGCUGCAUUUCCUCAUUGAUAACAAUAACAUAUUAUGAAUAAAAGCUAAGAAAAUAGUAUUAAAAAGACCAUGUAUAUAGCUAAAUGGUUUAUCAGAGAAUCACAUUGGAUUAAUAUUAUAGACACACGAACACACUGUAUUUGUUUUGCUGUCUAUACUGCAUCUGUAAUGUAACUUUUCAAACCAUGUUUGCCUUCAUCAAUUAUGGCUAUUAUUAUUACAUAGGCUAAUUCAGUGUAAACUUCAUGAAUUUAAAUGACUUACUAGUGAAUUUUCCAUGGAUUUCCUGAAGCAGUACAGUACGUGAGAGGGAGCUUGUUUGGUGACCGGGCAAGGCACUCUCUUUGUUAGGUUACCCUCUAGUGGCUAACACAAAAAUGACUUUCAGAUUUCCAAUUGAAAAUGCGCUAAAAUAUGUUCAUGAUUAUCUUAUAUAAUAUAAUAUAUAUUAUAACACAAUCUCAGUAUUAGGUUUGUGGAUGGCUUGUAACCUAUUCACAUCUUCAGAACUAUUCUCCAAACUUCAAUUUCAACCCUGGCUACUAUAAUUUGGAGCAAAACAUCACAAUGAACUGUUACUACUGCGUAAAACUUAAAUGAUAUAUCCAUGCUCAUGUACCAAUGAUCUGUUGGCAAAACUAAUGUUCUGACUUGAGAAUGAACCUUGGCAUGUGUUUUUUGAAGCGGACGCAGAUGUAGCCAAUCAGUUCACGUGUUAACCAGCGAUAGCAGACAUCUGCAUAGUGCAUGUUUUGACCGUGUUGGAGGUGGAACUGCGUCGGAGCUGUCAAAUCUGUGAGCAACUGCUCUUGCCAUCAUUGUCACCAAGCCACACCCGCCCCACUAGUGUUAAAAGGUAAGAGAAAGUGUAGGCUAUGCUUCCCCAACUGGCGGCCCAACAAUUCAAAUAAAAUAAUUUAACAUAAAAGACAAAAAACAGCUGCAAAUCAGCUCCAAGUGAUUUAAAUUGAGGAAAUCUGUUCCAAACUACUCCCACACAUAGAUAUGUGAUCAUAUUUUUUUUUUUUUUUUUUUUCACCUUUAUUUAACCAGGUAAGCUAGUUGAGAACAGGUUCUCAUUUGCAACUGCGACCUGGCCAAGAUAAAGCAUAGCAGUGUGAACAGACAACACAGAGUUACACAUGGAGUAAACAAUUAACAAGUCAAUAACACAGUAGAGAAAAAAGGGGAGUCUAUAUACAAUGUGUGCAAAAGGCAUGAGGAGGUAGGCGGAUAAUUACAAUAUUACAGAUUAACACUGGAGUGAUAAAUGAUCAGAUGAUCAUGUACAGGUAGAGAUAUUGGUGUGCAAAGAGCAGAAAAGUAAAUAAAAACUGUGGGGAUGAGGUAGGUGAAAAUGGGUGGGCUAUUUACCAAUAGAUUAUGUACAAAUGUAAGAAACGUUAUGUUUUAGUCAAACGUUAUAUCUGUUUGGGCUUCUUGCAGUCUUCAAAUUAUUUGUAAUUAUGUUCAGGCCCCCACACCACCUGCUCAAGAAAAAAAAGAAAGAAAAAAAAUCAGCCCGCAACUGAAUGUAGUUGAUGGUCCCUGGUGUAGGCUAUAAAGAAAUAGUUACUCUUACAUUCCAGUGUUCCAACUUGUAACCAAGGCUGCGUGGGAUUUCUCUUAAUGUACCUCCGUACAGCCAAUGACAAUGUCCGCUUUAGGAUGAAUGCCAGGAGCCGCUUGUGGAGUUGGCAUCUCUGACGCAGUUCCACCUCCAACACCACCAAAACAUUGAAUAGAGACCCUACUGUAUGUAUGAACAGUGGUCUGAGUUAUUACGUGAAACCAUUUUGUUGUGCAGUAUAAAACCUGUAAAUAGCAGAAAUUUUACAUAUCAAUAAAGAUAGUUUACGAUUUGUUUUGUGGCUUGUUAUGCAGCAAAUGAUUCAGUGUCUUGAGGUGUUUUGUUCCAGCGUUCUAGAAUGUUCACGAGACAAUGACAUCUUGUAUGAAUCCCACAAUGCUCCAUUUAUUAAACAAAAAAUGUCCACACCAAAUGUCUUGUAUAAUAACAAUAAAUGUCCUCUUGAUCAAAUAAAAUAUCUGUAUAGAUGCAGGCUCACAACUCAACAUGGAAAGGUGUAUAACUUUACAUCUAACUUGAGGCCAAGAUUUGAAAAAGGAGAAUAAAAACAAGACUACUAGAGACAGGGUUAAUCUUUAUCAAGCAUAUUUCAACAUCAAAAGGACCAAAACAUUCCAGAUUCCAUAUAAAAAUAGUGCAUCAUAAUAAAAAAAUUACUUUAUUCAGAGAUAAUUUCUUUCUCCAGGUACAGUACAUACAGGUAACUGCCAGAAUAAAGGAAUGUCUGGAACUCGGAGGGUUGCGGCACCAUUCCAUCAUUUGGUGUUUUGUUGA